UAUCUCCCUAGUCAGCUAGGGAAGUCGAAGCAACAGGACGAAGCUCAAACAGAUCGUUCGAACUUGCAGCAUGGACUUUCUCCCUUCGCUAAACGAUCGUUGUGCAAACUAUCGUUAAGUUAUCAAUAUAUAUUCUUUUCCUUUAAACAAAAAAAAAGUGAUGAUUGAAAGUGAACUGUCCAUUGGUUAACAAAUUAAUUGAAUUUCAAUUAAUUGAAUUAUCGAUAAUUAUCGAUUUGAAAAUUAAGUAUUCAAUGAAUUACAAUCAUUAUAUAAUGUAAUAUUGUUCAGAAUAUUGAAAGAUAUUAGUUCGGAAAAGAGAAGUGUGUUGGAACAUGUGAAAAUCAUAGAGCAACGAUAUAAAAAAAAUUAAUAAGUUUUUUUUAUUCGUAAGAAAUCGUUCAAUCAAAAAUAGUAAAUGAAAAGAAGUAUAAGCAAAAAGAAUCGCCAUUAGGAAAUUCAUAAAAAAAAGCUCUAGAUUAAAAAAAAUCUUUUUCCUUUCUUCAUUUAUUUUCGUGCUCAAAUAUCGUACGUAAAAUGGAAGAUACGCAGAAUUCGAUGUUUUUAUUUUCUUUUCUUCUCUUUUUUAAAUUUCUUUCUACUUUCAUCAAGUGUGAGAAAGAAAGGAAGUGAUGGAAUAAGUGUAAGACUAGGAUAAAGGUCAACGUACCUGUUUUGUUUUCACUCUACAGUUCAACUGUAGUCGUUAUUUUCCGGGCAGUUGGAAUAGUGUCGUUGAAAUGGUAAUUACAUUGGAGUGAUGUGAACAGUUUCUGGUGAUACUCGACGAAGUUUCUCGAGAGAUGAAUUAACCAUGCAAGGAUCGACGAUCGAUUGGGAGAUAAAGGAAUCCAAUGGAAACUGGUAUUCCUGUAUUUGCAGUACUUCGAUAAGAGCAUCGCAUAUUAUUGUUCCUACAAAGGAAUACCUGAACGGCACAACGACGCAUGUACUACUCAUCAUCCAGCAUUAUGAUCAAUUCAUAUGAUGUUUGCGAGAGUUGGAUAGUGUGAGCUGUAACAACAAACAAUUGAGGUAGAUUGUAGUUCUUGGAAUCGAGGGAAGAUUUCCAUGCACGGAUCAAGCCUUCCUGGAAUUCUAUGGUCGAGAAAGGAGGGAAGGAGCAUGACGUAGCCGUCGACUUUGGGGGGCGCUUCGGAUGCUCCAGACUGCCGAUUAGUCUCGUAUGGAGGGGAAGGACGCAAUCACCACUGAAGACAUCCUGCUUUUAAACCUGACCACACAAGACGUCGACGGCUUCCUCCAAGGAUUUCCCGGCAAAAACUCGCCCUAUACGGUCACCCAGGCAAUACUUAUCGCCUUGGUGCUCGGCAGUAUCAUCGUCGGGACUGUGAUCGGCAACAUUCUGGUUUGCGUCGCCGUAUUCCUCGUUAGGAAGCUGCGAAGGCCUUGCAACUAUCUCUUGGUUAGCCUUGCAGUUAGCGAUCUCUGCGUCGCUCUUCUGGUAAUGCCGAUGGCCUUACUCUACGAGAUUUCCGGUAAUUGGUCCUUCGGUGCAAUUAUGUGCGAUCUUUGGGUUAGCUUCGACGUGCUCAGUUGCACGGCUAGCAUCCUGAAUCUCUGCAUGAUCUCUGUGGACCGAUUCUGUGCCAUAACGAAGCCGUUGAAAUACGGGGUGAAAAGGACGCCACGAAGAAUGAUCGUCUAUGUCAGCCUUGUUUGGCUAGGGGCAGCCUGCAUUAGUCUGCCACCAUUGUUGAUUAUGGGAAAUGAGCACACUUAUUCUGAAACUGGACCAUCCCAUUGCGUUGUUUGCCAGAAUUUCUUCUACCAGAUUUACGCCACGCUUGGGAGUUUCUAUAUACCUUUAUUCGUGAUGAUUCAGGUAUACUACAAAAUAUUCUGCGCGGCGCGUAGGAUAGUUCUGGAAGAAAGAAGAGCGCAGAGCCAUUUGGAAGCACAUUGUUACUUUGAUAUAGAGCCAACAGUGCAACAGCAUCAGCCAGUGACUGUGAAUCGUCAAUUAAAUUCCGAUGUGCAGCCAGGACAUGGUAGUCCGCCCGUAAAGCAACAUCGAAGUUCGAGCGCCUCGACCACGUGUAGUGGUCAUACAGUACGGUGUUUUACCGGUGGUCCUCGCAAAAGUCAUGAAUCGCAAUGUCCAAUGCUUCAGAAGCUCGAGAAGCCCGUCCUCUCUUCAUCCACGACAACGACAUCGCCGAUGACAUCGACCAAGUCGACGAUUGUGAGAAACCAUUUGAACAGCACCUGUAGUGUAACAAAUUCGCCGCAUCAGAAGAAAUUAAGGUUCCAUCUGGCAAAAGAAAGAAAAGCCAGCACUACAUUAGGAAUCAUAAUGAGCGCUUUCAUAGUUUGUUGGUUACCGUUCUUUGUAUUAGCCUUGGUCAGGCCAUUCCUUAAGAAUCCAGAUGCUAUCCCAGCAUUUUUAUCCAGUCUAUUUCUUUGGCUUGGUUAUUGCAACAGUCUAUUGAAUCCUAUCAUCUAUGCGACUCUGAACAGGGAUUUUCGAAAACCAUUUCGCGAGAUCCUUUACUUCCGUUGCAGUAACUUGAACCAUAUGAUGAGAGAAGAAUUUUAUCAGAGCCAAUACGGCGAUCCUAUUAAUAAUUGUGAGAUCAAGGCUGGCGAAAUAGACGCUGAACGUCUCAAUAAUCAAGGUAUCGAAUCAAUCGACAUUGCUGCAAACGCUCCUAAUGAGAGCUUCCUGUGAUCCGGGAAUAAUCUCGAUCAUCGAGUCAAUCGCAAAAGUCUUGAAACAAAUUUGAAUCCACCAUAAUUGAUUUUCAUUUCGAUUUCACGAACAAAACACUGAUUGUAGAGUAUUCUAUUGAUUCGAAUGUUAUAAAUUUUUUAAAUUUGAUUUUCACUAUAUAACUGUGAUGUGAUAGUUCAUUGCGUUACACAUUUAACAUGAGAAAUUGAAAGAAUAUGAAUUGAAUCAAGCUAUAUUUUAAUUAUAAAAAAUUCAAGAUCUAAUUAAAAAUAAAAUAAAAAAUUUUUCCUGAAUUAAUUAAGUAUUGUUAAAAAUCAUAAUUCCACAUUUAAUAAUCAUAUAUAUUAACACGUUCAAUCCGGAUAAUGACUUAACACACAAAAUACUUUAUACAAAAUAGAGAAGUAAUUGUAAUGAAAUAAAUCUUUUAUAUAAUCCUUAUAAAACCAAAUUUUGUUCAAAAUAUAUAGGUAAUAUAACAUAGUUAGAAAACUUAUUAAAAUAAUAAUUGAAAUAAUUUUCUUUAUUUUAUUUUAAUAAUAAAAGUUUAUUAAUAUUUGCGAUUGUUUUAUUUGUAAUACAAGUUUUUUGUUUGAAAUAUAAGUUAAUAUUGAUUAAUCAAAUUAAAUUUUAUUAUUAUUGAGAAUUCUAAAACAAAAUUAAUAGUAUUAAUAUAUAAAAAUAAUAUAAUACAUAUAAUAGAAUACAAUUUUAAAUGAGUUCAAUCUCUUAAAAAUUCUUACUGUAAAUAAUAUUAUGACAACAAUUAAUUAUUUGUUUGAUAUAUAAAUUAAAAAAUGAAUCAAACUUCUAUACUUUUAGCUUAUUGAAGAUCCGGGUUGAAUAUGUUAAAAUACUGAAUAUGUUAAAUAAUUAAUUAAUUAUAUUAAAAAUAGAUCACUUGAACAGUGGUCGAAGAAUCUGUUCCAGAGAUAUAUAGCUAUUGGCUCGAUUCAAUUUUUCACAUGAUCAGAUGUCCAAACAAAACCUCGUUAAAUCUUUUCCGUUUCAUGACAAGGGAAAAAGUGAUCUCUGUACUAUCUUUGCGAAGUAAUAGAAAAAGAAAGAUCUAACAAAUCGGAACAGACACUUUUUCGACUAAACUAGAUCAUGUGAAGAGUGCGAUAUCAAGAAGAAGAAUUGUUGAAGAAAUUCUCUAAGGGUUUAAACGUGAUUAUCUCGAUUUGGAUAAUCGAAAAUGAAACAUUCGAAAAAUAGAAUGAUUAGAAAAGAUCGAUAUUAAUAUACAUUCGCUUAAGGUGUGAUAUACGAAUAAAGCAAAGUUCAUGUUUCGAAAAAUUAUGUUAUAUUAUGUACAUAGAACAUAUGAUAAACUAAUUUAUGUAGUGUCGUAUCAAUAAUCCUGAAAUAUGUAAUUAAAAAAAAAAA
Molecule: messenger RNA, 4084 nt
Organism: Apis mellifera (honey bee)
Lineage: Eukaryota; Metazoa; Arthropoda; Insecta; Hymenoptera; Apidae
Gene: 5-HT7
Product: serotonin receptor 7
Biological process (GO): adenylate cyclase-activating adrenergic receptor signaling pathway
Cellular component (GO): plasma membrane
Molecular function (GO): G protein-coupled acetylcholine receptor activity
Source: RefSeq, marked provisional